AUGGACUGUCCGACAUUGCCGAGGUCGGAUUCUAUUGAGGAGCCAUCAUUACGGGUCAGUCUCAGCCUGCAGGAUGCGGGGUGUGAGUUGCAGGACGCGGGUUGUGGAGUGAACGAUGCGGGGUGUGGGUUGCUGGACGCGGGUUGUGGAGUGAAGGAUGCGGGGUGUGGGUUGCUGGACGCGGGUUGUGGAGUGAAGGAUGCGGGGUGUGCGUUGCAGGAUGCGGAGUGUAGGGUGAAGGAUGCGGGAUGUGGGGUGCAGGUUGCGGAAUGCGGGGUGUGGGGUGCAGGAUGUGGGGUGCAGGAUGCGGGAUAUGGGGUGCAGGAUGCGGGGUGCAGGAUGUGUGUGCAGGAUUCGGGGUACGGGGUGCAGGAUCCGGGGUGUAGGGUGUGGGGUGCAGAAUGCGGGUUGUGGGAGUGCAGGGUGCGGGGUGCAGGAUGUGGGGUGCGGAAUGCGGGAUAUGGGGUGCAGGAUGCGGGGUGCAGGGUGUGGGUGCAGGAUGCGGGGUACGGGGUGCAGGAUGCGGGGUGUCGGAUGAAGAAUGCAGGGUGUAGGGUACAGGAAUACAACCAGAUAUUCAAGUUUAUUUCAUACUUAAAGCAGUGA
Messenger RNA from Haliotis rufescens (red abalone), 606 nucleotides. RefSeq names its product golgin subfamily A member 6-like protein 2. Bases 1 to 606 code for a protein of 201 amino acids. The record is from RefSeq and is a predicted model, not a curated record. NCBI's taxonomy places the organism in Eukaryota, Metazoa, Mollusca, Gastropoda, Lepetellida, Haliotidae. The transcript is spliced from 4 exons.